AUGUUAACUCAACAUGAAUAUGAUAAUAUUUCAUCUCAAAAAAGUUGUUACAGUAGUGACACUAAUGCAACAGUAUCAGCUAUACAAAGAUAUUUAACAACAGCAGCCCCGUCUAGUAUUUCUUCAUCACGUAUACAAAAUUCACCGCCUGAAAUACAAGUUCAAUCAUCUACAAAAGAAUUUCUCGCAAAACAUUUUCAUGAUGCAUAUCCAAUGUUUAAGAAACCGCGUGGACAAUGUUUAAUUAUAAAUGUAUAUAACAUUAAUGGAGCUAUUCGUCGUUGGUCCGAUUUAGAUGUGAAAUUAUUAAGUGAUCUUUUUCGUCAAUUAUACUUUAAUGUAAUUGUUUAUUCUGAUUUUAAUGGCGAUGAUCUUGGAGCAGAGAAUUUUAUGAAAAUUCUUAAACAAUUUUCUCAAUCAAAAGAACAUGUCAAUGCACAGUGUUGUAUUAUUUGCUUGAUGAGUCAUGGAGAGGAAGGUUCAUUAACAGUACAAGAUGGAAAAAAAAUUUAUCAUGAUCAUGUAUUUGAUCUAUUCAGUAAUGUAAAUUGUCCUAAUUUAGCUGGCAAACCAAAACUCUUUUUUAUUCAAUGUUGCCGUGAUGAUCCUGGAGUAGGUCCAGUUGAUGAUGCUGGUUGUCAUGUUCAGAUACCAUUAAAUGCAUCACUUGAUGAUCUUGUUUUUGAUGAUGAAUGUGAUAGUAUGCAACGACAUCAUUUACCAACGAUGACAGAUAUGCUUAUUGCAUUUCCUUCACAAAAAGGCUUUACGGCUUUUCGAAAACCACAUGUUGGUAGUUGGUAUAUGAAUGCUCUUGUUGAUAUAUUGGCACGGCACGCUAAAGAUACAGAUCUUUGUUCAAUGCUCAAUAUGGUUAACGGGUGUGUAUCACGCGAAGUAACAAAUAAAGGAAAGAAACAAACUGCAGAAUAUAAAUCAUCAUUUACAAAAAAAGCGUUUUACUUUUUUCCUGGUUUAACGGGGAAUCCAAUGGCACCAAUAGAUUAUUCCAUUCAUAAUCGAAAUGAUGUAAAUAGAAUUGGAUCAAUAUCGAGAAUGAAUAAUAUUGAUCAUCAGCAUGAUAGUUCAUCAAUGAAUUUUGAUAUAAUAAGAACUUUUUUCAUUGAAAAUCUUCUUGACAAAUGGAAAAAUCUUGCGCGAGAACUUGAUGUUAAUGAGAAUGAUAUUGAUAUUAUUUGUCGAGAAAAUGUUUCACCAAGAGAAAAAUUUUCUUUGAUCUUGGAUAUUGUUGCUAAAACGCGCGAUAAUAAUCUACGUCAAAUAUUAAUUGAUAUGCUCAAAAGUCUUCAACAAUGCCGACGAAUGUCAUAUUAUUAUCAACUUCAACAGAUGAUUGCACCAUAUUAUCCAGAUUUACAAUAA
Messenger RNA from Rotaria socialis, 1383 nucleotides. Lineage: Eukaryota; Metazoa; Rotifera; Eurotatoria; Philodinida; Philodinidae. The record is from the annotation of a GenBank genome assembly.